Molecule: messenger RNA, 894 nt
Organism: Sebastes umbrosus (honeycomb rockfish)
Lineage: Eukaryota; Metazoa; Chordata; Actinopteri; Perciformes; Sebastidae
Gene: cdx1b
Product: caudal type homeobox 1 b
Exons: 3
Coding region: 1-894 (297 amino acids)
Biological process (GO): regulation of transcription by RNA polymerase II; embryo development; cell differentiation
Cellular component (GO): nucleus
Molecular function (GO): RNA polymerase II transcription regulatory region sequence-specific DNA binding; DNA-binding transcription factor activity, RNA polymerase II-specific
Source: RefSeq, a predicted model, not a curated record
AUGUACGUGAGUUACCUGCAGCUGGACAAGGACCCGGCCAUGUACCCGCACCAGAACCCGGUGACCCGCCACGCCGGGCUGAGCCUGAACCCGCAGAGCUUCGUGGCUCCGCCGCAGUACUCGGACUUCUCUGGUUACCACCACCAUCACCACCACCACGGCCUCAACACCGACCCGCUGUCGGCCCAGCAGGCCGGACCGGUACCGGUACCGGCCGGCUGGAGCUCGGCCUACCCGCCUCCACCUCCACCGGCCCGGGAUGAGUGGUCCUCGCACCACUACGCUGCUGCAGCCGCUGCGGCCGCGGCCGGAGGGCCUCCCUCUGUCGGCACCGGCUCUGUGGGGCCCGGUCUGGGCUUCAGCCCCCCGGAGUUCAGUCAGUCGGGGCUGCUGAACUCCUCCACCGGGCAGCUGUCACCCGGCGGGACGCAGAGGAGGAACCCGUACGACUGGAUCCGACGAGGCUCUGCACAGACCAGCAACAACCCCAACGGAAAGACGCGGACUAAAGAUAAGUACCGGGUGGUUUACACCGACCACCAGCGUCUGGAGCUGGAGAAAGAGUUCCACUACAGUAAAUACAUCACCAUCAGGAGGAAGGCGGAGCUCGCCACGACGCUGGGCCUGUCAGAGAGACAGGUGAAGAUCUGGUUCCAGAACCGCCGGGCCAAGGAGCGCAAGAUCAACAAGAAGAAGCUCCAGCAGCCGGCGUCCUCCACGACCACGCCCACGCCGCCCAACGGCAGCAACGGCGGCGGAGGAGGAGGAGUGGGAGGCGGCGUCCUCCUCCAUGGAAACGGCGGGAGCAGCGUCGCCAUGGUGACGAGCAGCAGCGGAAGCAACGGGCUGGUGUCCCCGUCCUCCCUGCCGUUGAGCAUCAAAGAGGAGUACUGA